AUGAAAGGCAUCUCCUCCAGCUUCGUGCAGUCACUGGUCCGCGACUGCUGCAGGCGUAUGCGCAAUCAUUCAACGCCAAAAAGAUCACUAGCAACGACAGCAUGCCGCACCAGUCGACUCCGGACUCGUAUUGAGAUCCCACCUCCUUUUCCAGUCACAAAGACCUGCCCGGAGCCAAGCUGCGAUUGCCCGCCCACGCCAGCAUUGCCCGAGGGCCUAACGAUCGAUCAUGAACAGCCAUUGAACGGGACCAUGGCGGCGUACGCGCAGCAGCUCAUAGUCUGCACAGGCCAGCGAGACUGGACGAGUCGAAUCGAGGAUGAUGGGAAAGACCAGGGCUGGGGGGCUCUAGUUCGUGGAUUGAAACAGCUGAUGGGGCGAGGAGGGCCGUAUCUCGACCCCUUCAACAACGUUCUCGUGACCAACUCUUCUAUAAAACCGUCUCGGUCGUCUGCGCUAUCAACAUCGCCCUCAUCCGCCACUGCCUCUGCCCUCCUCUUCCCCGCAUUUAAAUACAUUCCGUCCAUUCCGACCUCGGCAAGCCCAACAUCUUCAUCAUCAGAUCAGCACAUCGAUCUAAAGACAUUUAUUCGUGCCUUUCUCCUCCCGACUCGUCUUCAUGAAAUGCAUUCCUCUCUCCCCGAGUCCAAGCAGCGGGACAUGACCCGCGCCCCGGACUUGGCGAGCAAGUUCUCGAACGUCUCGGACAUUGAAUACUCUCCAACAAUUCUCAUCUGUGGACAUGGAGGCCGUGACAUGCGAUGCGGGGUUAUGGCACCUGCUCUGGAAAAGGAGUUCCAGCGCGUGCUGUGUGAGGUUGGAUUUGACUCUGCAGGGAGCGAAGGCAUCCUCGAUAAGCCAGGUCACAGCAACCUGGGCCUAAUCAGCCACAUUGGAGGACACAAAUACGCGGGUAAUGUGAUUAUCUACAUCCCAUCAAAAAUGACAAUAGGACCAGGCGAGACGUCGGAGAUCCAUCCGCUGGCUGGCAAGGGUAUUUGGUAUGGGCGUAUUGAGCCCAAGCAUGUACAGGGGAUUGUUGAGGAGACGGUGCUUGAAGGCAAAGUUGUCGCAGAUCACUUUCGAGGCGGGAUUGAUCGCAACGGCGAUAUCUUAAGGCUGUAA
Messenger RNA from Penicillium oxalicum, 1125 nucleotides. RefSeq names its product sucrase/ferredoxin-like domain-containing protein. The coding region runs from base 1 to 1125 and encodes 374 amino acids. The record is from RefSeq and is a predicted model, not a curated record. Lineage: Eukaryota; Fungi; Ascomycota; Eurotiomycetes; Eurotiales; Aspergillaceae. The transcript has 2 exons.